GUGAUGCUGGGCAUUUCUGUUCUGUGAGCAACCAUGGACUCCACAAGCUACUUUAAGUGGAGUGAAGGAUACCAAAAAUGCCCCUCAGGGCACUGCAGGUGCUGGGGACAGAGAUUGCUCAUCCUGGCUGCGACCUUUGUGACCACCAUCGUGCUGUGGGUCCUUGCACUGAGCGUCCUCUCAUCCUGGGCCUCCUCGGAGCGUGGGGCACUGCUCAGCCGCCAAGACCAGCAGGUGACAAAUGCUUCCAAACUGACGGUGCUCGUGGAUGACUUGAAGGCGGAGCACAAAACCUACAACAGCAGCUGCCUGAGCAUGCAGGUGCAGCUCCGGAUGACUCGAACCCAGCUCCAGGAGGCGCAGGGGAAGCUGCUGGAGCAAGAGAGAUCCCUGGGAGAACUGAAGGAGCAGGUGACCCGGAGUUUGGCGGAAGCGGAGAAGGCCCGGGACAACAUCCGCACGGAGCUGCUGCAGGCAAUCAGGCAGAACUGCUCCUGCCCCGAGUCCUGGCUGCAUUUCCAGGGUUCCUGCUACUUUUUCUCCCAGCAAACGGCCCAGUGGGGCAAAGCGCAGGAGCAGUGCGACCGACAAGGGGCGCAUUUGGUGAUCGUUCAGAACCUGAUAGAGCAGACCUUCCUGACUAGCAAUAAAGGCAACUUCGGUUACUGGUUGGGGCUGAAGGCCGUGCGCAAGGACAACAAGGUCCAAAGCUACCAGUGGGUGGAUGGAGUCCAGCUCAGCUUCAGUUACUGGAACCGGGGGGAGCCCAAUGACUCCAAGGGACGCGAGGACUGCGUCAUGAUGGUCCCCCCUGGAAAGUGGAACGAUGCCCCAUGUGACAACGAGAGAGACCGCUGGAUUUGUGAGAAGCCGCAGCUCUGCUAAAAGGGCCUAAUGCCUCCAAGCC
Molecule: messenger RNA, 907 nt
Organism: Suncus etruscus (white-toothed pygmy shrew)
Lineage: Eukaryota; Metazoa; Chordata; Mammalia; Eulipotyphla; Soricidae
Gene: CLEC4G
Product: C-type lectin domain family 4 member G
Exons: 10
Coding region: 34-885 (283 amino acids)
Source: RefSeq, a predicted model, not a curated record